AUGUCCCCGUAUUAUCAUGCAGUACCAAGAGUUCUGGAGUGUGGUUGUUGUCUGAUCGGAGGAGUCAAGUUCGUGGAGUUCCUGUGCCAAAAUGUUGGCGUCAGCGCCGGGACGUUCUGCAUCGUCCCCAAAAACCAGUGGCCAGCCUCCAACCUGAGGUGUCUGGCGAGAACUCACUUCUCUGAGCAGCCACCCUUUGCGAUCAGCCCGUCUCUUUUCGUGCUGCAGCCAGGAGAGGUCACUGUAGUGGAGGUUGUUUUUUUCCCCACCGCUGCUGAGAAGAGCUGUGAGAUGUUCACCAUAGUGUGUGAUAACUGUCAGGUGAAAGACAUUUCCAUUGAAGGUGAGGGCCAGCUGAUUGCUCUGGAGCUUGUGUCUGUUUCUGGGAGGAAGGAGCCCCCGGUGGUGGGAGAGGUGCACGACCUCACCGCAGAGCACUUAGUCCGAUUCAGCCCCUGUAACCCUCACUCUGUGCAGGAGAAGAGACUCAUCAUCAGGAACAACGUCCACCUGGAGCUGCCCUUCCACUGGCAGACCAUGAAGCCCAACCUGCACCCUCAGCUCCCGGGGGAAACUCCAGAGCCCAAACACAUCCAGUUCCACCCGACCACAGACGGUGUUUUCCACGUCACCCCGAUAACUGGCGUUCUUCCCCCCUGUCAGGAGCAAGAGUUUCUGUUCACCUUCUGCCCUAAAGAGUCUCACGGCAUUUCGUGUUCACCAACACCAAAUAUGCGCAAAUAUGAUCAUAUCACCCCCAUCCUGAAAUCACUACACUGGCUCCCCGUGGAAUUGAGGAUCGAAUUCAAGGUCUCCGUCCUCACACACCAGUGUAUCUAUGGUACAGCCCCUCCAUACCUCAAGGAACUCCUCACCCCCCUUACCUCCGUGCGGACCAACCGCUCCAGCAACUCAAACCUCCUCAAACCCCCGAGGACUAAGCUCCGUACCAUGGGAGACCGGGCCUUCUGCUCGGCUGCCCCCAGUCUGUGGAACGCUCUCCCCGACCACAUGAGAGCAUCACAGACCGUGGAGAGCUUCAGUUUUUGA
This is a messenger RNA of Notothenia coriiceps (black rockcod), 1050 nucleotides long. RefSeq names its product deleted in lung and esophageal cancer protein 1-like. Gene Ontology annotation, molecular function: tubulin binding. The record is from RefSeq and is a predicted model, not a curated record. The coding region runs from base 1 to 1050 and encodes 349 amino acids. Gene Ontology annotation, biological process: negative regulation of cell population proliferation. The transcript is spliced from 7 exons. Lineage: Eukaryota; Metazoa; Chordata; Actinopteri; Perciformes; Nototheniidae. Gene Ontology annotation, cellular component: cytoplasm; cilium.